AUGACUAUUUCGAGAACAAGAGUACUUUUCUGGAUUGUACUAGCUACUGUGUUCUGCACCAUCGCAAAUGCUCUGCCUCCUACGCAUGUUAUUCAUGAGAAACGAGAUCGUGUUUUGUCAGAAUGGAGAUCGGUUGGCCAACCGAAACCAGAAUCGCUGUUGCUCGUCCGAAUUGGACUAAAACAGAACAACCUGCACCGGGCGAAUGAGUAUUUACUGGACGUGUCCCAUCCUCAAUCUUCAAACUAUGGAAAGUACUGGUCUGCAGACCGGAUUAUUGAUACAUUUUCACCCUCCGACCAUACCAUCGCGCUGGCGAGGGCAUGGCUAAUCGAGUCCGGCAUCAGCGAUGCACGCAUAUCCUUGAAUCGUAAUAAAGGAUGGCUAGAGCUUGUGGCCACGGCCAAAGAGGCGGAAGAAUUGCUACACACUCAAUAUUUCCAGUAUUGGAAUGCGCAGACAGGCCAGUCUGUUCUUAUCUGCGAACAGUAUCAUGUACCGCACGGCAUCCAGGAUCAUAUUGAUUACAUAGAACCAGGGAUCAGACUCCCAGCAUUCCAACAGCAGCAACCAUUCCUUCACAAACGGGACAAUAUCCUGAUCCACGGUGCUUCAGGGCAAAUGCACCUUCCCGACUCAGAUAACCCUGACGUGCUCACAUCACUAGGUUGUGACAAGCUAAUCACCCCGGACUGCAUCAGAGCUAUGUACAAGAUUCCACUUGCCACCAAGUCUCAUCCUCAAAACUCUUUGGGGAUAUUUCAGGAAGACAACUAUUUCCAUGCUGAAGAUCUGGACUUAUUUUUCGAAAACCAGACGACCAAUAUUCCACCGGGUACUCGGCCUCUAGAGGCCAUGAUUGCCAACGCCGAUGGAGGUGGAUCGCCAUCAAAAUUUGGUCUCGAGUCAGCAUUAGACCUCCAAGUGGCGUAUCCCAUUGUUCACCCGCAAACAAUCACAGUUUACCAGACAAAUGAUCACCUUGAUGCUCAGGAUUCAUCUCGAGGUUUUCUUGACAGUUUUCUAAAUGCGAUUGAUGGGUCAUACUGCACAGACUGUGCUUCAAAACAUUGUGGUGAUGGCAAAAGAGCCAAUCCCAACCCUUCUUCUGAGUCUGACAGCCGGGUACUCUGCGGCAUCUACAAACCAGCCAACGUCAUUUCGAUAUCGUAUGGAGGUCCCGAGCAGAACUUCCCAGUUCCGUAUCAGAGACGACAGUGCAAUGAGUACAUGAAGCUCGGUCUUCAAGGGGUGUCAGUCCUAUUUGCUUCGGGUGACAAUGGUGUCGCAGGCCAUGACGGCUGUCUAGGUCCAAGUCAGGACAUAUUCAGCCCAACUUUCCCAGCCAAGUCCGUUCCCACGCCUCAUAACAUGGUAUUAAUGAAAGUUAACAUAACAACAUCUAGCUGUCCGUACGUAACUUCCGUGGGAGGUACAAAGGUGCUACCAGAACAUACGCCUUCCGAACCCGAAAGUGCUCUAUACAACAGUGAUGGAAAGAAUAUCCUAUCAUCCGGCGGUGGCUUUAGCAACGUGUUCCAAGCUCCAUCUUAUCAGGAAGCAGCUAUCUCCAAAUACUUUGCCACUUCUAAUCCAAACUAUCCCUUCUAUGAGGGAAAUUGGACAUCUGGAGGCGACUCUGGUCUGUAUAAUCGUCUUGGCCGGGGCUACCCCGACGUGGCUGCAGUUGCCGAUAAUAUUGCGCUUUGGUAUGAGGGUAAAUUCGGUCACACAGGGGGAACUAGUGCGAGUACGCCGAUAUUCGCGGCCAUAAUUAACCGCAUUGUCGAUGAGCGGCUGGCGAUUGGGAAGGGUCCUCUCGGCUUCCUAAAUCCGGUGCUCUAUGACAAUGAAUGGGCUCUUAAUGACAUCGUGGACGGAUCAAACCCAGGAUGUGGAACCGAGGGAUUCACGGCAGCUGUAGGGUGGGAUCCGGUGACAGGAUUGGGGACACCAGACUACGAAAAGAUGUCACAGUUGUUUCUUGACCUUCCAUGA
This is a messenger RNA of Penicillium cataractarum, 1998 nucleotides long. RefSeq names its product S53 family peptidase. Bases 1 to 1998 code for a protein of 665 amino acids. NCBI's taxonomy places the organism in Eukaryota, Fungi, Ascomycota, Eurotiomycetes, Eurotiales, Aspergillaceae. Gene Ontology annotation, molecular function: serine-type endopeptidase activity; tripeptidyl-peptidase activity. The transcript has 8 exons. The record is from RefSeq and is a predicted model, not a curated record. Gene Ontology annotation, biological process: proteolysis.